This is a messenger RNA of Colletes gigas, 3450 nucleotides long. RefSeq names its product protein unc-93 homolog A. The coding region runs from base 1192 to 2898 and encodes 568 amino acids. Lineage: Eukaryota; Metazoa; Arthropoda; Insecta; Hymenoptera; Colletidae. Gene Ontology annotation, molecular function: potassium channel regulator activity. The transcript is spliced from 8 exons. Gene Ontology annotation, cellular component: striated muscle dense body; plasma membrane. Gene Ontology annotation, biological process: regulation of muscle contraction; regulation of potassium ion transport. The record is from RefSeq and is a predicted model, not a curated record.
GAAUGUCGGAUAAAUUCGCGUGGAUAAACAGUUUGGAAGGUUUUGGUUGUGUUCAAAUUUCGCGGUCGACGUGUUGCUAUCUCUGGGAAUCUGUACCGUGCGAAAGAAACGUGCGAGAAUUUAUCUGGCGUUCGUUGGAGAAAUCGAGGAACGAGGAUGCACAGUACGCACUCUCGCUGUUAUCGACCAUAUCAACAGGAGUGGAACUAAGAGAGAACGAACGAACGAUGGCGAACGAGCACGAGCGGGACCGAGUCCGGCCGAGAGAAAAGUCGUGGUCGGUGUUGGUACUUUCGUCGGGACAUCGCAAACAUUUCGUGUCCUUCCGAAGCACGUCGACGGUUUUCUCAAAUACACGGAGUUUUUCACGGUAAAACAACGACGUUCGCCUGAUCGCGUGAACGAGGAACUCUGCACGAAGUAACGGUGGUUGUUGUCGAUCACGAACGAGAGAAGAUCCGCGAACGAUCGUCAGGGGUUAACCAGAUAAACGAACUCUAAGGAACCCGAUAACGCGAGGAUCGUAAAAAUCAACGAGUUCCGUUCGCGAGACGAGGAAAAUAUUUAAAGAGGAAUCGAUUUCCUCGACAAUUCGCUUGUCCUGUGCAUCGCGUCGUUUUGCUCCUCCGGUUUCCCGUUAAACGUGGUUAUCGAUCGUCUAUAACGACACAGACGAUCUAAAUAUACACGAUAAAUAAUAGUGACAGUGACGUAAAUCCGUUGAAGAUGGUUUCGAGACGGGAAACGGUCCGAGCGUUCCUCCUCGACUUUGGACGCUCGAGACCUUACGAUUGGUAGGUCUCCGUUCGUCGCAAACGUUCCUCUGAAUAUUUCUUAGAACGACGAACCGAAAGCUACGACCAAUUAUGUUCGUGUAUGUGUUGUUGAAGAUAGUGUACCGUACCGUUUGGCUUUUCUUGUUACGCGUCAAGUGUCGAUAUUUGGUGUUCUUGUCGAUACUCGCUGACGAUUCCACCAUGAUUUCGAUGGUCCAGCUGCUGCUUUGUCCACGGAACCGUGGCGGAUGUUGGUCGUCGGUUCGACACAGCUGUCAACAACUACAGGUAACCAGCAGAUGAACGCAACGAUGAUAACGAUCGCGUGUUUCGCUGGCAAAUGAUCCCGAUCAGAAUCGGCGAGAUGUUGGGACGAUUUUAAGGGUCUAGAUCGUACAAAGGAAGAAAACGAAUCAUGGGCUCUCUGCCGAAUCUUCACGAGUUGACGAAGGACAAACUCGAGAGUCCUGCGUACAGACCAGCGCCGAUCGGUGGUUUAGGCCCUAUUCGACUACCAGCUCAGCCUCCGCCAUUAGCACAUACUCAUAGACGCGCUAGAAGUAGUGGUCACCACCAUACUUUGUGGGACAACGAUGCUAUGCUAGAGCACAUGGCAGCUUAUUCGCCGAUCUCCUGUCGUUCGACGAGAACAUCCGCGUUAUCCUGGCGUAGACGCGACUCGAUGAAUUCAGCGGCUGGUGCGUCGUCGGUGCGUCGGUUAAUAGCCGCUGUAAGGGCGGCACCUUCCGGUCCUCGACCACCGAAAAGGGCCAUAUUCAGGCAUUGUGCCGCUCUUCUGCUAGGGCACGCGAGCUGUUCCGCCGCCACUCUCCCGAUAUUCCCGCUACAAGCUGGUCUUGGUGCCUUCGAUCCUCAUCUGGGACCGAUGCUUCUUGCUCUCCUUUACGCGACAGCGACGAUCACUAGCUGCUUUGCAUCGAUCGUCGUACAGAGGCUUGGAACUAAUCUCGCGAUAAGCGCCAGCCACCUAGUCACGAUCCUUUUCGUUGGUCUACACCUUUAUCCGAAAUGGUACAUACUGUUGCCCGGUUAUGCAAUGUUGGGUGUUUGCGUUACACCAAACUUCAUAGCACGAGUCUCACACGUAAAUGCAUCAGCAACUAGUUUAGCUCUAGUGUGCAUAGAUCCUGAGGAUCCAGACGAAACAAGACGGGAGUGCCUUCUAAGAAGACUUAAUCGAGGAAUCAGAUUAGCAGAAGAUAUAGGUCUUGCACUGGGUUGUCUAAUUGCUGCCAUAUUUGUAAAACUAACAGACACGAUGACUCUUAGUACAAUGAACGACGAGGUAAAUGACAUUUGCGGAGCCGAGUAUUGUCCAGAGGAAAUAUAUCUAUACAACGGUACAAUUAAUAUAUCGACGCUAUCACCUGGAACAUCAAAAAUAUUAGUCAGCAUAUGGCUCGGUCUUGCUGUCCUAGGCUUAAGUAUAUCGUGUGCUUUCCUCGAUUCCAGAAUGAAGGAACCACAGAACGUAAAUGAAAAGCAUAGUGCUCAAAACAUACUAGCGUCCGUAAAAUCUGCAUUUCAGGAUCCAAAGUUACAGUUGGCAGCGCCGUUAACACUUUUUAUCGGACUCGAGCAGGGAUUCAUCUACGCUGACUUUAUAGAAGCGUAUGUAGUCUGUGCGCUGGGCGGAGCCGGUACCGUAACUCUAAGCUUUUUAAGUUUGGCAUCAUUGCAAGCCCUGGCCGGCGUAACCUUAUCGAUGCUAUUGAGACACAUUAAAAGAUAUUUUGUCGUAGUUGUCGGAUUUGUGUUCCAUGCGUGUUUACUGCUGGUUUUAAUCACGUGGAGGCCAUCCGGCGACGAUCCAGCACUUUUUCACGUUAUAUCCGCUGCCUGGGGAGUUUGCAAUUCCAUUUGGGAAACUCUGAUAUACACAUUAGUGUUGGGUUUGUAUCCAAAUUCUUGGCAAGGACCCUUGUCGACGUCUCUUUUCUGGAGAUGGCUCGGUCUUGCCCUCACCCUCGGUUUGCACGGACUAGUCUGCACACAGUUUCGCGUGCUUGGUCUUGCUUGCGUGCUACUCCUGUCCGUGGUUCCUUAUAUAUGGCUAGAGAUCAAACUGGCCAAAAGAGGUAAAAGCCUGGCACCGUUGUGACUGGGAGAUCCACCAGCGAACGAUCGUGGUUCAAGCAUCAAAACGGAAUCUCGUUACAGAGAUUGAGACAAAUUCGUUCCAUUCAACUUGAAAACAACUAAGAGGCAUACUAGAAGCAGAAGACCUUUUGUGGAACACUGUGCUAUCUCGUCAAAGAGAUGUACAAGACGAAGAGCUCACAGCGUUGCUUUUUCUAGCAAUAUUAAUCGCAGCCACAAAGGAUGUUCUGCCACCAACCGUCCCAAUCACCCAUAAAUGAACCUAAAAACAGUACCAAAAUUCAUUACGGUACGAUCGUUCCUGUCUCCAAAGAUUAAACUUCUGAUCAAUUCUCAAUAUCCUUCAUAUUUAAACGUUAGACUGGGGAUGAAAGAGCUACACCGUGUACGUUCACCUUUUUAAGUAUUUAUUCAAGUAUCGCUGAAAUACUUUGUCUAUAUUAUUUUCUGUUGCGUUUUCCGUCAAAUGAAGUCACUCCAACGUAUUUUAUAUCCAAAGAAAAUUAGUACUUUAUUAUACAGGGUGUUCGGCCACUCUUGGGAAAAAUUUUAA